This is a messenger RNA of Danaus chrysippus (African queen), 711 nucleotides long. The record is from the annotation of a GenBank genome assembly. NCBI's taxonomy places the organism in Eukaryota, Metazoa, Arthropoda, Insecta, Lepidoptera, Nymphalidae.
AUGUUCUCUCUAAAUAAUAAUGUUGAACUCAGAAGGGUGACUAUAUCAAGUUUAAUAACAUGCAUUUAUUUGCCAAGUAUCAUAACUGUUAUCAGUUAUAAGGGUUUAUUAUACUCAGUUGGAAAUGCCUCAUCCUGUUACGUAUUGUUUCUUAUUUUUGUGGCUGAAUUGAUGAAAUCGUUUUAUCUCAAUUCCAACAAUGAUCUUCAAAACAAAAGGAAAACGAGUAAGACAACUCCUAGUGACAUCGCUAAAGCCACAAUAUUUCUGAUUGCUGCCAUGUUUUCAUUUUUCAUCGGAAUUAUACUCUUUGGUGCACCGGUCUUGGAAUAUCAUGAAGAAACGCUUAUGUUAUCGACGGUAUUAACACUUCUAACUCUAUUUCCAUUGAUUGCACACACUGGAGUCGAGUCUGCUGUACAAUUGUUGUUUGGAGUGAGAAGUUUCUCUCGAGACACGAUAAUAGCUAUGUUGGUGAACAAUGCAUUAUUAACAGUAUGUGGAGCUUGGCUUGGAGCGGUCGUGAUCCCCUUAGAUUGGAACACUCCGUGGCAGAAAUGGCCGAUACCAUGUUACUUGGGAGCCAUCGGCGGCUACCUUAUAUCAAAUGUCUUAACAGUGACCAAGGUUACCAUGAUGUCAGAGGCUGCUAAAUAUCCCAUUUUUAAAUUAGGCAUCAAUAUUAUAAACAGACUUCACAUUUCUAAGUAA